AUGGCGACGGCGCGGGUCCCGGGCCUGCGCGGCCGCCUCGACGUGCUGCUGCGCGGGGGCCCGCGGCAGGCGGGCGCGAGCCAGCGGCGGUGGGCGCGCGUGCACGACGUGCGGUUCCUGGCGACGACGCAGGCGUCGCGCAGCGUGCUGGAGAAGUACCGGGAGAAGCUGGACCGCAAGGCGCGCGAGGAAGGGUACCGGGACGUGGACGCGCUGCGGGCCGCGUACGGGGAGCGGAUCCGGGAGGUGCGGCGGCGCGACGGCGUGGCGGGGGUGCCAGGGCUGGACGCGGUGCUCGGGGAUGCGCCGACGCCGACGGACGCCAGGGGAGCGCCACCAAUAGCGAGCUACGGCGCGACGAGGAACCCGCCGGGCGGCGGCGCGCGGCCGCUGGCGGAGAUCCUGGACCUGGGCAAGGCGCGGGCGCUGCCGGAGCGCGAGCUGGCGGCGGUGUGGCGGCUGCGGCACGCGGGGUCGGCGCGGGCGCUGUGCGCGGCGAUCCCGGCGGCGACGUUCGCGGCGGUGGAGGCGACGGCGCGGCGGCACCCGGCGUUCGUGCUGCCGGUGCCGCGGGCGGGGGCGGGGGCGGAGCUGCACUACCUGCAGUGGAUAUUCGAGGGGGGGGGCGCGGCCGCGGCCGGGGGGGCGGAGACGCGCACGGCGACGGUGCUGUUCACCCGCCUCGCCGAGUUCCAGGCCCGCGGCGAGUGGGCGCUGCCGCACACCAGCGCGACGCACUACUUCGACGGCGGCGAGGGCGGGCUGUCGACGCGGGGGGACGCCGCCGGCGGCGCCGUCGUGCUGAUGGCCGGCGCCGUGGUCGAGGGCCGCGGCGCGUCCGUCGGCGACGCCCGCUGGCUCGUCUCCCUCCUGCCCCGCUUCUACGGCGCGGAGGGCCGCGGCGCGACGCCCGCCGACGCCGGCAAGCGCCGCCUGCUCGAGGAGUUCUCGCGCGGCGACGCGGCCUUCACGGUCGAGAGGUUGUUGGAGGAGACGGAGAAGCUGGUCUGA
This is a messenger RNA of Durotheca rogersii, 1011 nucleotides long. RefSeq names its product ATP11-domain-containing protein. The record is from RefSeq and is a predicted model, not a curated record. NCBI's taxonomy places the organism in Eukaryota, Fungi, Ascomycota, Sordariomycetes, Xylariales, Xylariaceae. Gene Ontology annotation, biological process: mitochondrial proton-transporting ATP synthase complex assembly. The transcript has a single exon. Gene Ontology annotation, cellular component: mitochondrion. Bases 1 to 1011 code for a protein of 336 amino acids.